GAGCUGGGCACUUCCGUACCUCUGUCCGCACCUCCGCUCCUCCGGACCUGCGGACCUUUAAACGAGGUGCGGAGGUCCGAAGUGCGGAAAGUUUUUCAAAAGUGCGGAAGUAACAGGUGCGGAACAGCAGUAUUUUAAGUCCGUACCUCCGCACCUGAGGUUUUCAAGGAUAAAAAAAAUGAAAACGACAAACAGUCCGCGCUCUGCAGUAAUACUUCCGGUCGUUUACGCGGUCUGUGCUGCAGGGCAUGUUUUCCCGCCACUUGAGUGACGUCACUCAUUCAGAUUUACGGCCCGGUUCAAAAUAUACCGUUUGUCGUCCGUCUUAAAGGAAGUGCGUCAUCAAUGACAACACCACGUGCACGGAUAGCAAGAACCCAAGGUGUUGGUUUCCUUACGUCGAGACACACGUGUCCUGUUGCCAUAUUGUACAAAACUGGGAAUGAAAGAAACGGUCACAUUACCAUGUCCCUGGUGCGGCACUUCAAUCCUGACCAGGCAGCCAACAUCCAGGGCCGUAUCGUCAGGGAGGUGAAGGAAAUUGUGGGCACAGAGCUGGAGAGGCAGCCUGAGGAGAGGAAGGAAAGGGUGGACAAGUUCCACCUUCUGCUCUCCAGUGCCACAGUCCCUGAGGUGAGGUACCAGGAAGAAGUGGAGGAGACAAUUGUAAAAACACUAGAAGACUGGAAAAGGGAGAUGGUGGACAUCCCCCUCAGCCCCAACCUGUUCCCCGCCCGCUACAGGGAUGCCUGGCUGGACCUCUUCAAGAGGUACAACACCCCUCUCCCCAGCUCUGCUGCUGUAGAGAGGCUGUUCAGCUCUGCGGGAGAUAUCUUGCGGGCUAAAAGGUCCAGCCUCAGCAACGUGAACUUCGAGCAGCUGGUGUUUGUAAGGGGCAACAUGCACCUCCUGGACUACAAGGAUGUGGGGCAGCAGCACAUGGAGGAGGAGCAAGACUUGUAAAUUAUAAUGAACUUGUAAACUUGUGAAUC
This is a messenger RNA of Eriocheir sinensis (Chinese mitten crab), 992 nucleotides long. RefSeq lists its product as uncharacterized. The record is from RefSeq and is a predicted model, not a curated record. The transcript has 2 exons. NCBI's taxonomy places the organism in Eukaryota, Metazoa, Arthropoda, Malacostraca, Decapoda, Varunidae. The coding region runs from base 346 to 963 and encodes 205 amino acids.